AUGCUAAUCCUGUUUGUGCUAUUGUGUUUAGUUGCUGCAAUACGCGGUCAAGACAACAGCGUAUUCAUACCACAGUGUGCGAACAAUGACCACUGCCCGCUGGAUCGCGCUUGUGUUGCCCAGAGUUGUGAAGAUCCUUGUGUAGGACACUUGUGGCUCAAACUCCACCUGCCACGUGAGGUUCCACGUCCCUUCGUGCGCCUGCCCUUCGGGCUACACCGGGGACCCUUUGACAGCUUGCUUUCCACAGGCACACACCGAUGUUCAGUACAGCCACAGUGCACGGCCAAUGACCACUGCCCGCUCGAUCGCACUUGUGUUGGCCAGAGAUGUGAAGAUCCUUGUGUCGGCGCUUGUGGCUCCAACUCCACCUGCCAAGUGAGGUUCCACAUCCCUUCGUGCGCCUGCCCUUCGGGCUACACCGGCGACCCUUUCACUGCUUGUUUCUCUCAGGUACAGCCGCAGUGCGCAGCCAAUGACCACUGCCCGCUGGAUCGCGCUUGUGUUGCCCAGAGAUGUGAAGAUCCUUGUGUCGGCGCUUGUGGCUCCAACUCCACCUGCCAAGUGAGGUUCCACAUCCCUUCGUGCGCCUGCCCUUCGGGCUACACCGGCGACCCUUUCACUGCUUGUUUGCCUCAGGACCCUCCAGAGAGUUGCUCACCCCCCCCUACCAGAAAGAUUUACAUAAUAGCUCAGACUGCUGAAAAGGUCAAUUGGUACGCUGCAUUUAUUCAAUGCAAAUUCCUUGGCGGAGCGUUAGCCACCAUUCGGUCCCGGGAAGAAAACGAACUGAUCAAAGAGCUGAUCCCCUUGCGGAACGAUAGAUUCUGGACCUCUGGAACGAACUAUCCUGAGGGACAUUGGAUUUGGAUGUCUACCGGGGACACGCUUCCGGACUUCACAGACUGGCUACCCGGAGAACCAAACAACAAUGGGGGCAACGAGAACUGUUUACACCUUGUUGAGAGCAACAAUCAGGGUUAUAUGUGGAACGACAUACCAUGUACUGAACUAAUGUACCCGAUCUGUGAGUUUUUUGUGUAAUAAAACAUUUUU
Homalodisca vitripennis (glassy-winged sharpshooter) is the source of this 1056-nucleotide messenger RNA. RefSeq names its product neurogenic locus notch homolog protein 3-like. Bases 1 to 1044 code for a protein of 347 amino acids. The record is from RefSeq and is a predicted model, not a curated record. The transcript has 7 exons. NCBI's taxonomy places the organism in Eukaryota, Metazoa, Arthropoda, Insecta, Hemiptera, Cicadellidae.